AUGGCGUCCGUUGAAAAGAAGCAAGAGGCGGACUUGUCUCCUGAGGUGGACUCUCUUGAGCCGAAAGCUGAAAGCCUAGCCAAGGCCGGCAAGCUUGACGAGGCCCUUGAGCAGGUCCUCGCCGUCGAGAAGAAAGCCCGAAAUGCCGCGGAUCUCUCAAGUACGACCAGGUGUCUGUUGCUGAUCCUUCACUUGCUACGAACCACACCGAGCGCGAAGUCGCCCUCAUGGGACCAACUUAACGAGACGAUAGUCUCACUCUCCAAGAAGCAUGGUCAGCUCAAACAGGCGACGGUCAAGAUGGUUGGCGCGGCCAUGUGCUACCUUCAUGCACCUGGGAUUGGAGAAAGCGGCAAGAAAGAGGAGGAAGUGACGAAGGAGGUGGAGAUGGAGGACGCCAAGAAGAAAGAAGAGGCAAAAGCAAAGGACGAAGCGCGGGCCAAGAAGGAGGAGGCUGACAAGUCUUCUGGGAGCAAGGACGAAAAGACGGAAAAGAAAAAGAAGAUGCAAGAGGCCAUGGAAGUCGAGGAUAAAGGAGAGGGCAAAGAGCAUGAAGGGGUCAGCAAGUGGAUGGCCAGGGCAAAGGAGAUUGGGGAUCAGGGUGUGACGGAGCCUAUGAAGGUCAAGCUCCUGGAGACGAUUCGCCAAGUCACCGAAGGAAAGAUUUUCGUCGAGGUGGCACGCGCGAGGUCGACUCUGUUGCUCUCCCAGAUUCUCGAGCGAGAGGGCAAGAUCCCAGAGGCCGCCGACACGCUUGGUGACUUGGCCGUGGAGACAUUUGGAAGCAUGGAGAGACGGGAGAAGCACGAGAUCAUUCUUGAGCAAAUGCGGUUGUAUAUGCUGCGGGAAGACUGGUCGAGGAUGGCCAUCGUGGGCAGGAAGAUCAACACAAAGUUCUUUGACGACGAGAAGCAGCAUGACCUCAAAUUGCGAUACUACGAACUAAUGAUCAAGCUUUCGCUCAACGCCCGAAAGCAUCUGGACGUUUGCAAGCAUUACCACGAGAUCUACAAUACUCCCAGCGUCCGCGAUGAGACGGCCAAGGCUGCCGAGGCGUUGCGGAGCAUUGUCGUUUUCCUCGUUUUGAGCCCCUACGACAACGAACAAAGCGACUUGAUGGCACGGACAGAGCGCAUCGAGGCCUUGGACAAGGUACCGGAGCACAAGAACUUGCUCAAGUGCUUCACGACGCCCGAGCUGAUGCGGUGGCCAGGCAUCGAUGCGCUGUACAACCCCAUUUUGCGUGCCACGCCAACAUUUGACAAGAGCAAGGACGGCGAGUACCGGUGGGAGGAGCUGCACAAGCGCGUCGUCGAGCACAACAUUCGCGUUGUUUCACGCUACUACACCCGCAUCACCCUCCUUCGGCUUUCGCAGCUCCUCGACCUGUCCCAGGACGUGGCCGAGACGUCAUUGGCUUCGCUUGUCAGCAAUGCCACCGUCCACGCCAAGAUCGACCGGCCGGCAGGCGUGGUCAGCUUCGAGAAGAAGAAGGACACGGCCGAGCAGCUCAAUGCGUGGAGCACAGACAUGGGCCAGCUUCUCAAUCUCGUCGAGGACACGAGCCACCUCAUUGCUAGGGAGUACGCCAUCAGCAGGGCGGGCCUCGUCGCAAAGGACUAGUACCUCUUCUGCAAUUCCCAUCAUCUCAUUUUCUUAUGUUUUCAUUGACAAGAUCUGC
Molecule: messenger RNA, 1681 nt
Organism: Acaromyces ingoldii
Lineage: Eukaryota; Fungi; Basidiomycota; Exobasidiomycetes; Exobasidiales; Cryptobasidiaceae
Product: putative RPN5-26S proteasome regulatory subunit
Exons: 4
Coding region: 1-1623 (540 amino acids)
Cellular component (GO): nuclear proteasome complex; cytoplasm; proteasome regulatory particle, lid subcomplex
Source: RefSeq, a predicted model, not a curated record